Cebus imitator (Panamanian white-faced capuchin) is the source of this 356-nucleotide messenger RNA. Its product is annotated as T-complex protein 11 X-linked protein 1-like. The record is from RefSeq and is a predicted model, not a curated record. NCBI's taxonomy places the organism in Eukaryota, Metazoa, Chordata, Mammalia, Primates, Cebidae. The transcript is spliced from 3 exons. The annotation marks the transcript as partial.
AUGGUACUUCCCAGGACCGGGCUGGGGAGGCAGAGGGGCUUCACCAGCAGACACAGCGGAGCAGCCAGUCAAGGACGAGGAGGAGUUAACAUCAAGAUGCCGAAGACUGAGGAAACUGUGCUCCAGAAUGAUCUCAGUGAAGUGGAGAGCGGGGCCCCUGAGCCUAAAACACCAGGGCAGAGCUGGAAAAGCAAGAGUUUCUGUUUAGAUGACCAGUCUCCUGAGGGCAGACCUGAUGCCUUUUCUGUCACACAGCUGAUAGAGACGGUUAAUGAAGUUUCCAGGCUGAGCAUUGCACAUGAAAUCAUAGUAAAUGAAGAUUUCUAUGUGGAAGAGACAAUUUUACCUCCAAACAG